GAAGAAGGAUGUUUACAAAUGGCCGUCAGCCUUCGCAACAACAAGCUAACGCGGAGAUAUAGAGAAAGCUAAAGUCAAUUCCAUGAUUUAAUAUGUCGAGAGAUUGGGAAAAUACGUUUUCAGAUAUUGUAAGAGAGACAGAGGCAAAUCUAAGUAAAGUUAGGCAUCGCUUGCAUAGUUCCCAUCAUGGUGUUUAUGAUUCAUACAGAGAAAACAGAUCCAAGCCAAAAUACAGCUCAGCAAUAGGUUACCAUGGAAGACCAGCACAGUAUGGUAUACACUCUAAUCAGAGCUCUCCUCUCACAAGCCUUCAACAAGUUGAGAGCUCAAGCCUAUCGGACCAGACACCAGCAUUGGUUGCUUUGCUUAGUGAGAAAAUUGAAAAUCAGAAUAAGAUGAUCCAGACAUUAGCAUUGCAGGUAAAAUCGCUUGAAGAUGAUCGGGAUCGAGCCAACAACCAGGUGAAACAGUUACAUAGCGACUUAGUAUUUGUGAAUCGUCGUCUAGCUGAAAAGGGCGUUGACUUGGAAACAGAAAUGAAAUUGGAGAACCUUCAGCGCGAAGUGAAGUUGGAGAUUGGGGACCUCCAAACACAGAUGAAAAUACAGAGUAAAGAUAACAUUGGGAUGAAUGAUGAUGUUGUCAUGACGAUAAUGAGAGAUUUGACUGAUUGUAAACGUUACCAACAGGACGAUGCCAAUGCUAUCAGGAGGGAUAUAGAGAGCUUGCGUACACGCCUCAUCAAGAUUGAGAUCGAUCUUUCCAGCCAGGUGGGGGAGAAUAAGGAGGUGAUGCGAAAGGUUGACAGAAUACAAAGGACUGUAUCUGAUUUGUCAGCAUCUGGGCAAAGGCAGGUACUGGAGCUAGGCCACACCACAAGAGAAAAACAACGUUCAAGGCAGGAGUUACAACAGCUCAGGACAGAGAUGGAUCAAUUGCAAGAUUCUGUAAGCAAGUUGGAGAGUGGUAGUCUAAGUUUAAGAAGCAGUUUGAAAGAUGUGCAAAUGAGCAAGAAAAAACAAAAGAAAAUGGACACAUAUGCGAGUCUACCACUUGAGAAGAAUUCAGAAUUGUUAGGUUCAACAACCGAAGAUAGUGACAGUGACACAAGUAUUGAUCUAGAAGAGAGUCCAUCGUCCAAACCAAUGUCCAACCCAACUACCAGUAGCAAUCCUUCACAUCAGAAAGCAUCUAGAACAGAAGAUGACCUCUCUCUUAGCUACUUUUCAGAUCUACCUGACGGUGUUGAGGACGAUCUUCUCAGUUCCCCUUCACUCAAUUCACUUGACAUAGAAGACGACUUCCUCUGAGGGGAAGACGGAAAUGUGGUUGAUAUUUGGGGAAGAGAAAAAUGCCAUGUAUGUUUGUACCUCUUUGGUACCACCUCAUAAAUAGGACUGUGAUAAUGUAGCAAACUGAGAUGUACUUAUAAAUUUUUAAAGUAAUUAAUAGCCUUCUAUUGGAAAUUAGAAAUAGAAUUUUCUUGCAAAUUGGAAAAAUGUAUGAAUAACCUCUAUAUCGUUUACAUAAACAUAAAAUUUUUAUGGCAAUCAAUUUUAAGAUUUUAAUAGUAAAAGUCUGCAUAUCAGCAAAAACUGAUUUAAAAAAAUCAAUUUGUGUUUCAUUUGAUACUUUUAAAAUAAAAUUUUCAUUGAUUUAAUUGUAAUGUAAUGUACUUAGGUUUAAAUAGCACUUUACACCAGAAUCUGUUAGCGCUCAAAAUGUUGACUAGCUCGUACAGUGACUUUCUUCUUGCCUAAGGAUCAAUUUGUGUCUGGGCUACUUGGAAAACCGGUAGCGGUAAAAAAACUGUUCUCGUUAGUCCAAAUGUAUACCGUCUCUGUUGAAUGAAAUAAUAGAGUAAUAAUAAUAAUAAUAUGUUAGAAUUAUAUAGCACUUAUACCAACAAGGCCUAACGCACUUUACAGCACACUAUUAUUCCCGGUCAUUGGAUCAAGCACAUAUGGAACACAUAGCUCCCUGGUGAUAAUUCCAUAAUUUCGCAGCUAUAUUCGGCACAUUUUGUGUUUACCUACCAGGUACCCACUUGUGGGUGGAGAGACACAAGUAAAAUGCUUAGCAAGUAGGAUAUUUGUACUGCAAUAGUACUACAUUAAUUAAAACUGCACCUGCUGCAGGUCCUUAUGGCCUAGCUCUAAAUUUUCUACAACCAGUUGGGUAUUUUAUUUUACAUAUGUACUUAUUUAUACUUCUCACAUACACGGUUUUAAAUACUGUAUUUAUGAUAUUUAUAUGCUAAUAUUUAAAUGUUAGUUUCAAAACAUUAAUAUUUUGUAUAGUGUAAAAAAUUACUGAAUAAUUUUAGUAGCUUGUUUAAUACAAUUUUAAGUUUUGUAAUUGUUUUCUUCAAGCUUGGAUUAAAACAUAAAAACAUAAAAAUU
Molecule: messenger RNA, 2402 nt
Organism: Anneissia japonica
Lineage: Eukaryota; Metazoa; Echinodermata; Crinoidea; Comatulida; Comatulidae
Product: myosin-10-like
Exons: 9
Coding region: 93-1310 (405 amino acids)
Source: RefSeq, a predicted model, not a curated record